AUGAUGAGCGCCGCAUCCUUCUUAAAUCCUUUGGGCGACCGCCCUCCUCAAUACCGCACGCCCUCCCCUCCGCGACGCGCCGUCGAACCCAUCACUCCCUCCACCUCCGAAUUUCGCACGCCGUGGAACGAACGCAGCGUCACUCGGGCUGCAAGCCUUGAUCGUGACCAGCGUCCAUCAAAUCAUACUCGAACUAUCACUACCGAUGCUGGUUCACAUCACCGGUCGGGCCAUGGCCGGUCCAACUCGACCAUUGACACCCUUGCAACGAUCGCUCUCGCAACGAGCCCAACCUUUGCACCGCUCUCAUAUCGCCCGCCCUCUCCUGUUUCUCGCUUUAAUAUGCCUCUAUUCCCCACCGAAAACAACUCCGAACGUCCGGCGAAGCGUGCCCGAUCAGAGCGAGACCCAUCACCGGAUCGGUCUCGGGGAAUCCCACCUUUCAACUCUCACUCUGCCUUCAUCAACAGCAUGCAAACCGAUGCAGAGCUUUUACUGAACCUCGCCCGACCCACCAACUUCCAGCCCAGUAACCACACAAAACGAGUCAGCAUUGAUGAGUCUAAUAAUCACUACGGAGGCGAGUCAAUACGGCAUACUCGGGUUGGGUUUGUUGGUGGGGAUCUGAAUGGACUGCAGGGCGGGAAACCCUCAUACCAAGAUGAUAAACUUCCCCCGCAGUCACGCAUGAGGUCCCGCUCUGAUGGAUCUGCCUUCAUUUCGCGCCCCGUAAUCCGUGGUGUACGUCCAACCACCAGUGCAGGGACAUUACCCCCAAUUGUUUGGGAAGAUGAAAUUGACCAAAGUCUUCCGAUGGACGAGCCCCGUUACCCUGAUCACAGUGAACGCCGACUUUCCUUAGCCGGUGAUCUUAACUCUCACAACAAAACACCUGAGUCUAUUCCCAAAGUCGAAGACGAAGAGAGCGACACAAAUCAAGCCAGCUGCGCUGCAUGCCACUUGGUACGAAUUCCAGUGGAAACCGAGGAGCAAGACGAAGAUACAUGGAUUGGCUGCGACGGAUGUAAGCGCUGGUUUCAUAUUGUGUGCGCUGGCUUCAAGAACGACCGGGAGGUGCGCACAGUAGAUAAGUUCAUUUGCCGUGCGUGUCGAUCUGUCUACGGCCAAACGACAUUUGUCCGCAAGUCAUCCCGUGCUCGUACCGCAAUUGACUAUGCGGGCUUGAAUCAAGGUCUUGUCAAGGCGGCCACUGACUCCGUGGAGCAUCAUUAUCUGGAGCCUAUUCGUCAAGGGAAAAUUCGAUUCCAACCUGAAAAGUUUCCUCGUAUGAAGCCUGAACUAGUAACGGCCGAAUACUUUGAAAGGGGCCAUGGGUGGAAUGAACCUAUCGUCAUACCGGCCUGCUGGAAUAGCCGCGACCCUGUCCCAGAGUUGGAUGCGAACUUGGAGACCUUAGUACAUGAAGCUACAACCCAGGAGAUGUUUGAUGAUUUACUGGAUCAUGUAUCUGAGGAAUCAACAGACGUGGAAGAAAGGCUAGAUUUUGGCCAAGACCAGUUGGACAUGGUUAUCCCUCAAGGGUUGACCGUUCGCGCCGUGGCCGAGCUCUAUGGCCCCGAGGAGAGAGUUGAAGUGAUAGAUGUGAAGUCGCAGCAAGGAGAAGACAAGCGAUGGAACAUGCAAAAAUGGGCCGACUACUACGAAAGCUCUGAGCCUAACAAGCCAGUGAGAAAUGUUAUCAGCUUGGAGGUAUCGCAAAGCAAGCUCGGCCGCCUAAUUAAGCGACCUAAAAUUGUCCGCGAUCUAGAUUUACAAGAUGCCGUAUGGCCCGAGGAGCUUAAGGCUAUUGGCGACUACCCCAAGGUCCAAUUUUAUUGCCUGAUGUCCGUGGCCGACUGUUACACCGAUUUCCACAUCGACUUUGGUGGAUCCUCGGUCUAUUACCACAUCCUCAAGGGCAAGAAAACCUUUUUCUUCAUUCCCCCAAAAGACAAGCAUUUGAAGAAAUAUGAAGAGUGGUGCAAUUCCCCAGCGCAAGAUUCAAUAUUCCUUGGCAACCAGACCAAAGAAUGCUACCGCGUGGACCUCUCUGAGGGCGACACAAUGUUAAUCCCAUCAGGCUGGAUACAUGCCGUGUGGACCCCAGAGAACAGUUUAGUCAUUGGAGGCAACUUUCUGACACGACUGAACUACGGCAUGCAGAUCAAAAUUCUCAAUAUCGAGAAGGAGACCAAAGUUCCCAAGAAAUUUCGGUAUCCAUUCUUUCAGAAGAUUCAAUGGUAUACAGCGCUAAGGUAUCUGGAGGAUGACCCUGUUCCGCAAAAUGUGCUAGAGGCUUUUGCCCAGGAUGAAAAUUAUCGUCUGUAUCGUCAUUAUCCCAUAUACUACGAGUUUGGGGAACGCCUCAACCAGGAGCCCACAAGCUCCCCUUAUCAUAAUGCUCGGUUCUAUUCCCAAGCUGAGCUAGAGGGACUCCCCGAGCUAACAAAGUAUCUUUUGCGGACUGCUCUCAUUGCAAGUUCUUACAAUAUCGAGGGAGUUACAGCGGACACGCGGAAUGCGGUUCGACGGUCUAUUCCAAAGGGUGUCGGAGACCCCGUGGACGUGAUCCAGAGAUUCGGCAUUUGGGUUGCAUGGAAACGUGGCAAUGAGAAAGCCCCUCAAUGGACUCGCCCCGGCGUCAUAGAAAGCAACCCCAAGGUCUCACUUGCAGAGAAGCGACCAGCUGGUCGGCCUAGUCGGCGAUCCGAACGCAAUGCGGACAGUCAUCGCACCUAUGCCGAAAGACAAGCAGUCCAGCGCCCGUCCGAGGACAUUACUGCUUCUCCUAUACCCCCAACCGUGAAUACCGCUCUGGCGCAGUCUGAGAGUGAAGUACCUGCCUUGGUUGACACAAUCUCCGAUAUUUCUGCUCAGGACCCAGUCACCCCAAAACCACGAACCGCGCCACGUGGUUCGGGUCUUGGGCCGAAGCGUGUUGCUUGCGAUGCUUGUCGUAGGCGACGUAUCAGAUGUCGUCAUAAGGAUGAGUCAAAUGAGUGGAUUCAGGGCCGCUCAAUGGCGAUCAACGGAUUUGGACCGGGAUCGGGUGUUAAUACCCCCUCAUCUUUGGCCCAAGAUGCUGUCUCUGCACUGAACUCUUUAGCUGCCAUCGCUUCUCAGGCUGGAUUCCAAGCCAAUGGCGUGGCAGGGUUAGAGCGGUUUGAUGGCCCAGCAUUCCAUUCAACGGUUAUGGGCACGUCCACGGCCGCGGUCAAUAGGAUGAACGAUGUGAGCCCUGACGGUGCCAGCGGCGGUAAGAAAGGCCGGAGCAAAGCAUGUGAUGAUUGUCGCAAAAGCAAGCGCCGUUGUAUUCAUGACGAACGGGGAAAUAUUGACCCAAUCAAAGCUCAAGAGCGGUCCAAGCCCCGCGGUACGGCGUCAGCAAAGCGCCCUCGGCCAAGUGAAGAGGAUGGUAUGCCCACUUCUGCUAAGAAAACAAAGCAAGAGAGCACAUCCCCAGUAUCACACUCGGUAUUUUUUGGCCAAGGGGAAGGCCCAGGUGAAGUCACGCAGGCAAUGCCUGUCACGGCUUUUGAUGAUGAUCCUGUCGCCUAUGGUGUUAUCAAUCAACUUCUAAACAAACCGACCCAGGAUGGCGAACAGCAUAUUGGCCAAGUCCUGUAUGCGUCGCCCCCUGUUUUCCAUGCUGACUCGAUGGAUGUGAAGGAUGUGAACUCCAUGUCUGUUUCUUCCAAACCAACUGCCUCCUUAGUAUCCCCACCCACGUCGCUGGCCGACGAAACGGAUGUGGUACAAGAUGGUGAACCAUUGGCAUCCGUCGAGGGCGAGGCACAUACCGCACUUCACACACCCAACUCCAGUUCCCGCCAUUCAUCACGGCAGCCUCGCCAUGUUGAUCGAUUUGCACCGGAGGCUUCCGCAGUCCGGCCCAACAAGCCAGCAAAUAAACCAGCAUCGUCUCAUAUACGCCGAACCACACCGGGAUUUGCUAGCUCAUCCAAGAAACCCGCAUCACGCCCAUCAUCCUCUCAUGCAAAGAAAAGUUCACCGAUGGUUGAACGAACUUUUGAUCGUCAUGCGACUACUUCAUUGUCUCCUCACCAAUCGAAGCAUUUGAAGCACCAACUCGAGGAAGGAGAUGCAGACGCCGAGAGCCUUCGUCUCAUUCGAGAGCUUCAAGAAGAGGAGUUUGGCUUGCGAAGACGACGAGGCUAA
Penicillium angulare is the source of this 4179-nucleotide messenger RNA. It is a transcript of the gene jhd1, whose product is annotated as [Histone H3]-lysine-36 demethylase. Gene Ontology annotation, molecular function: histone demethylase activity; transcription coregulator activity. The record is from RefSeq and is a predicted model, not a curated record. The coding region runs from base 1 to 4179 and encodes 1392 amino acids. Lineage: Eukaryota; Fungi; Ascomycota; Eurotiomycetes; Eurotiales; Aspergillaceae. Gene Ontology annotation, biological process: regulation of transcription by RNA polymerase II; protein demethylation. The transcript is spliced from 2 exons.